Hippocampus comes (tiger tail seahorse) is the source of this 2745-nucleotide messenger RNA. It is a transcript of the gene phf6, whose product is annotated as PHD finger protein 6. NCBI's taxonomy places the organism in Eukaryota, Metazoa, Chordata, Actinopteri, Syngnathiformes, Syngnathidae. The record is from RefSeq and is a predicted model, not a curated record. Gene Ontology annotation, cellular component: nucleus. The transcript has 11 exons. The coding region runs from base 599 to 1741 and encodes 380 amino acids. Gene Ontology annotation, molecular function: histone deacetylase binding; histone binding.
UGCGAGGCAGCCAGUGUGUUUCGUGGCCUGCUGUGGCUCGAGGCCGUUGUGCUGGCGCUCAAGCCAAGCUGCUCUCUUCUCAGAGAUACAUCACGUAUGGCGCUCUUUGCUUUCGAAGCGGUUUGCAAAGACCCGCGCCUGUCAUGACUAGAUCCCGCAUUUAAAGGGAAAUAUUCGCCGCUUUUGCGCUUCACACUACCACCGAAACAAAAAGUCCUCUUUUCAUACCUGGGCCUUUUUCUUUCUUUCUUUAUUAUUUUAAACUCGGGCCUUGUGAAACAUUUCGAGGCGUUGAAACGUUCCCAGUUCCCCCAAAAUCACCAGUUUGUAGCUAGUUUGCCAGCGAAGGAUAUACACACCCCCUUUAAUUCAAAACUUUGGGGGAAGAAAUCUAGGGGAGUUUCCUCGUUUCAUUUACUGCGGCCACAUAUUCCUCACAUUGUUCGCCGUGGAAUAUGCCGAAAUGUUCAUUGAUCAGGAUUGUUCAGCGAACAGUUGACUUUGUAAUAAGACUUGAUUAAGUGUCGGUUACAUGGGCUUAUUGUGUGUUUGCACGCCGCUGUAGCCGCCGCAGUGAGGCGAUGGUGGCUCUGCUAUCAUGGCAGUAAUGGCUCGUUCUAGGCGUCGCAGUACAUUGUUUGUCUUAACGCUCCAGAUCAUGUCUGGGCAGAGGAAAGGUGCUGCAGCUCGCCUCCCUAAAUGCGCCUUCUGUCGAACCAGCAGGGAAAAAGACUGUGGGCAGCUGCUAGUGUCUGAUAGCCAGAAGGUGGCAGCCCACCACAAGUGCAUGCUUUUCUCCUCUGCUCUGGUGUCAUCACACUCAGAUAAUGAAAACAUUGGAGGAUUUUCUGUUGAAGAUGUCAAGAAGGAGAUCAAAAGGGGAAACAAAUUGAUGUGUUCGUCAUGUCACCGGCCGGGUGCUACUAUUGGCUGUGAUGUGAAUACGUGCCGGAGGACUUACCACUAUUACUGCGCUGUAAAGGACAAAGCCCAGGUUAAAGAGAAUGCGUCACAAGGAACUUACCUAGUUUACUGCCGCAAACAUCGGGAUGCUUCUCGAGAUGGCAUCGAAGACGAAGAGGAAGGUGUGGCCAAUGACUCAGACUCCUCACCACCACAAAAUAGGGGCAGAGGAAGAUUUGAGAAGGGCAGAAGCAAGGUUCGUGGCCAGUCAGAAGACACCCGCUCCACCUCCUCCCAGGCUGCAGACGAGGAGACUUCCUCACAUCGGGAGAGGUCACCUCUUCGGGCCAGUCCGGCUGAUGGCGGGCAGCGCUGUGGAUUCUGCCAUGCUGGUGAUGAAGAAAACGAAACGAGAGGCGUGCUUCAUACUGAUAACUCCAAAAAAGUGGCUGCUCACUACAAAUGCAUGCUUUUUUCGUCUGGGACAGUUCAGCUGACCACCACGUCACGGGCAGAAUUCGGGAACUUUGAUGUGAAAACCGUAAUCCAAGAGAUAAAGAGAGGGAAAAGAAUGAAAUGCACACUUUGCACCCAGCUGGGUGCAACCAUUGGGUGUGAGAUCAAAGCCUGUGUGAAGACUUACCACUAUCACUGCGGUCUGCAGGACAAAGCAAAGUACAUUGAGAACAUGGCACGCGGAAUCUACAAACUGUAUUGUAAGAACCACAGUGGCAAUGAGGAACGGGAUGAGGAAGAUGAAGAACGAGAGAAUCGCAGUAGAGAAAGAGCAGCGAUCGACCACGGAGGUACACCGUCAAUGCAAGUGAAUGGCAACUAGUUACAAUGUUUGACCGGCGUGCAAACGGUAAAACUUGUCGGGGGAGCUAUGCGUUUUUCUACAAAGUCUCAGCCUACUCUCAAAGCUGUGGUCUUUAGUUUCCCAUCAAUUGUCCUCAGCACCUCGCCCUCCCAAAUAAAUGGAUGCCAUGCAUUGAGACUAGAUGAGCUUUUCACGCACUGGUGAUACCCACAGAGCAUGGACUCGUGCAAAAUUGUGUUGAAAAGCCAAAGGUUAACUUUCACAAGAGAGUCAUGUGGACAUAUCUUCAACCGUUUUCUGCUACUUGUCAUGACUGAAGUUCUCAUUGCCACCCCACAGACUACUGCACUUGAUGAAACCAUAUUCUUCCUUUUCCCUCACUGCAAUACCUGUCACCAGUCUCUCCCAAGUUGUGCAGUUUUAUCAUUUUGUUUUGUUCAUCAUAUUUUUCGAAAUCUCUUCAUGUUAGCCUUUCUUUCUUGAUACGUAACACAUUUGCUACUGUGUAAUCAUCGUGAGUAAUUUUGAAUGUGUGGAUUUCUGAUGGUCACAAGUCCAAGUUUUACUGGCAUGCACUUGCAUUUGUCCACAUUUAAUGGUGGAUUCUUGUUUUUCUGUUUAGCCGCAAAAGAGCUCAGUACACAGCUCUUCAGGAAAGUUGGCUUGACUUUGGUGUGAUGUUACAUGUAUCUCUACAAAUAUAUCCAAUCAUUUUUGGAAAUAGAAAAUGUUUUGUAUUUUACAUGUUUACUGAAAAAAAAUGUGGUCUUCUUAUUUGAGUGUUUGGAGAAAAAAAAACUUUUCAUGUAGCUGGUAACUCGAUGCUCCGCUUCCAAGAGAGGAAUGUCACACCAGCCAAAGUAUCAUGAAGUCACUGUGUAUCUUUGUGAAUUUAGUUUUACAUUCUUGAAUCUGACUGAAGCUUAUCAUGCUCACCUGGAACAUUCAUUCUGCCUUUUUAGUAUUUUCAAUAAAUUGAUUUGUGCAUUUAAUUCAUGUAAAUGCACAGAUGUCUCUUUGCA